Aspergillus terreus NIH2624 is the source of this 1464-nucleotide messenger RNA. RefSeq lists its product as uncharacterized. The transcript is spliced from 2 exons. Gene Ontology annotation, molecular function: glycosyltransferase activity. Gene Ontology annotation, cellular component: membrane. The record is from RefSeq and is a predicted model, not a curated record. Bases 1 to 1464 code for a protein of 487 amino acids. NCBI's taxonomy places the organism in Eukaryota, Fungi, Ascomycota, Eurotiomycetes, Eurotiales, Aspergillaceae.
AUGGGGUGUAUACCGAGAGGUCGCAUCCUGGGAGCUGCAGCCAUACUAUCAAUCGUUCUUUUCAUGCUUCUGUUCUUCAUCAAUCCGCCACAGAUCCACUCACUGUCGACCCCGCUGUCUGAUGCAUCAGCUGAAAGAAAACCCUCACAUUCGCCUCCUGCUGCUCUCCUGACACCUUCUACUACCUCUCCGACUUCUACUCCAACCGCUUCCUCAUUCCCCUCAAGCCCGAUCAACAACAACCCCCAUUGCCGGGAUCUCCCCGUUACCAGCCAUAUCCAAAUCAUAGUCAAGACCGGAAGCAACAUCCUCUACGAUAAGCUGCCGACGCAGCUUCUGACGACCCUUCAAUGCCACACCGAUCUCCUCCUCCUCGCCGACAGCGAGCAGGACCUGGGUCCAUACCACGUCCAUGACGUCCUCGCCAACGUGAACGAGACCAUCAAAGCCACCCACCCCGACUUCGCCUACUACCGCACCCUCCAAGAGUACCAAAAAGACGGUCUCGACCUACGUCUUCUCCGCGACGCAUCCCACAAAUCCGCCUGGGACCUCGACAAAUACAAAUUCAUCCACAUGCUCGACCAAACCUGGACACGCCGCCCCGGCCGCGACUGGUACGUCUUCGUCGAGGCGGACACCUACCUCGUCACGCGGAACCUCCUCCUCUGGCUGGACCGUCUGGACCCGGCACAGCCGCUGUACCUCGGAUCGCCCGCGUACUUCAAGGGGGAGCUAUUCGCGCACGGCGGCAGCGGGAUCGUGCUCUCGCGCGCGGCGAUGGCGCAGGUCCUCGACGACGACCCCGGGCUGACGGAGCGCUACGACGAGCGCAUGCAGUCUGAGCAUUUCGGCGACUACGUGCUGAUGAAGGCGCUGCAGGAGAAGGGCGUCGCGCUGCAGAGCAGCUGGCCCAUGAUCCAGGGCGAGAAGCAGAAUUCCUUGCCGUUCGGGCCGGGCCCGGACUCGGGCGUCCGGCACUGGUGCCAGCCGUUAAUUACGAUGCAUGGGGUCACGCCGGGGGAUGUGAGUGCGAUGUGGAACUUUGAACAGCAGCGCGAGCGGGUUAAUGAACCGCUUCUCAUUUCGGAGGUGUAUCAUUAUUUCAUGGGACGGGAUUUGCCCGCGGAACGUGACGACUGGUAUAAUUUGUCCGACGACUUGAUGUUCCGGGCGCCGGGUGUGCAAGGGUCGCGACAGAUGCCGCCGGAUGAGAUGACGCCGGCGGAGAAGGAGGCUUACAUGUCGUUUGAGCACUGCGGUCGCGCCUGCGAGCAACAUGCGCGGUGUUUCCAGUACGCUUAUGAUAAGAUCGAUCAGAGCUGCGGGUUCUCUUUUUCCUACCGGCUAGGAGGGCGGAAGCUAUCCGCAAAGGACGAGCACCGGUAUAGAUCUGGGUGGGUGCGGGAGAAGAUCGAGCGAGAUUAUAGACAAAUUGACUGUACAGAACCAGGGUGGGUAUAG